Aedes aegypti (yellow fever mosquito) is the source of this 9976-nucleotide messenger RNA. RefSeq names its product serine-rich adhesin for platelets. The transcript has 12 exons. Gene Ontology annotation, cellular component: transcription regulator complex; histone deacetylase complex. Gene Ontology annotation, molecular function: transcription corepressor activity. The coding region runs from base 2860 to 7965 and encodes 1701 amino acids. The record is from RefSeq and is a predicted model, not a curated record. NCBI's taxonomy places the organism in Eukaryota, Metazoa, Arthropoda, Insecta, Diptera, Culicidae. Gene Ontology annotation, biological process: regulation of transcription by RNA polymerase II; negative regulation of DNA-templated transcription.
CAACUGUCUCCGAACGGUGGCCAGAAGUGCCAGCAGAAGCCACACGGUUCGACGUCGUCGCCGAAUGCGCUCUCUUCUUGGUGUGAUAAACCCCAAAAAGAAAAACCCAUCACAACACACAGUCUGUGUGAUUAGUUUGGGAAAAUUGUGGAUUUUUCCUGGGAAAAUUCGGGGGAAAACUUGUGAGGGGAGUGAAAAAUUUGGAUUGGAUCUGUGUAGUGUCCAUUCCAGCGGAAGUGGUGGAGUUGACUGCGAUUCCGGAAACUGGUGUUUCGAUUGGUACGAAUGUUGUGAUUCUGAGAGUGAAAACGGGAUCUUUUCUGUGGGGGAGGGGCUGCCGAAACCAAAGGUUGUGUGGAGUGACCCCAUCGGAGGCUCCGAAGAAGAUGCCCGGAAGCUGUGAAAUCAAGUGAAAUUGCUCAACAAAGCGAAAAAAGCAAAGCGAAUUACGGUUAGUGAAAACGAAAUUGCUCAAAUGCGAAAACCCAAUGCUCCACCGUUGCCAAGUUCAGGAAGUGAAAGAGUGGAUUGCCAGUGAAUGAGUGAAAAUAUUGUCCUACUCCCCUACAAGGAAUGGAAAAGGCUCUUAAAGUGAAAAGCUACUUGAAGAACCGAAGAAAGUACGCUUCAUAAAGGAAGGAUUUCUGUCUGCUUGCUGCCAACAUCCACCGACGGAGUAUUAGUUGCCGACGGGAACUCCGGGAUUACCGGGACGGAAUCUCCAAGGAAACGCGAGGCACUGUUGCGCGGCUGAUUUGAAUCAGCAGACAACCGACGGCAGAUAUAAAAUCAACCGCAGCACAAAUUGUUGUCGACUGCAAAACAAGCUGAAUCUCGAAUUUCAUCGCUAUUCGUUGUCGUCGUCACCAUCGUCGCCAAAGCCAUUAGAAAUGGCUCAAAAAAUCGCACUCAAAACCAAAUAACUCACCGGCAAGUCACCAUGUAGGCAAAAUAUCCGCCGAAACGAAACGAAACGGGACGAAAAAAUGUAAAACAAAAAGAAAAAAUAAGAAAAACGAACGACUAAACGAACGAAAGAACUCCUGUCCGUCGGAUGUUGGGUUGGCAGAACGCAGGACGUCGAGCAACCGAGAUAAUAGUACACCGAUCGACAAUCUGAGAGCGCGAGAAAACGAAAAGCCGAAACCAGAAGAGCCGCGGGCGGAACUAUAAAUGUUUAAAUUUUAAAUAAUUAAAAAUAAUUCCCAUCUCCUGGUGCGAGUGAUACGUGAUUUGUGUGAUCGCAAAUCGGCGGGAAAGUGUGUGAUUAGCGAGCGCGUUGUGAUGAAAACAUUCCUCAAGGUGGAUACCGAAAAGUGAGGUGUGCCAAAAAAACAAACGAAUAGGAAGAAGAAGAUUGUCGCUCCGGAACGGAUCAAUCAAAGUAGCCGGGAAACUGUGUAGUCUGUAGUUGAAAGGAAAAUCUCUCUGAAGGUUGUGCUCUACAUUUUACUCCGUUUUAAUCUUUCCUCUCAACUCAACAUUGUAAUUAAGCUUAGCUAGGUAAGAGUCAAUAGAAGAAAAGAAUCUCUACACGUCGUACACUUUCACGUAAACAUAUUUCUGUGGUAGUCACUGUAUGCGAGGAAAAAGAAGAAAUUGUUAAAUAGUUGUUACUCGGUAGCUCUCUUUCUAUAGUGUAAUUGUAUAAUAUAGAACAAAGGAAGUAUUUUCUAUUCGCAAAAAUUUUAAAUCUCUUUGUGAAACGUGUGAAACCUGCUAGAAGCAGAUAUCUCGAGCGGUUGUGAACUCAGCGAACCCAAACCUUACCCACUAUCGAGUUGUGUGAAGUUUCUGGUGCUCUGACGCAACCCGAAGCCGCGGAAGAAGCAUCAACAAAGCAGUACACAAACAUUCAUAACGAUUACCGUCCUAUUGAGUGGGUUGAAGGAAUUUUAACCCAGAAGAGAAGUGGUAGAGGGGGGACAAGUCCCGAAAAAAAAUAGAAGUCUCGACGAUUCCGAAAAAUGUGCCAAAUUCGUGCCGCUUCCGUAGUGGCCGCUGUAUUCUUCGCGUCGAAGCAUGCUAUGGGCGGAUCAUGUCAACGGUUGCUGGGACCGUUGUAGAGCGGUCGACGGCGAAACUACUGAGGAGAUGAGUGACGCUUGUUCGCUUCGAUAGAAGUAGGCGGCAUAGUUAAACGGGAGAAAAGUGAUGGAGCGUACAUCGCCUCCAACGUCUACGAAGUUGUUGUUGUUGCUGUUGUCGGGAAAAAUAUGAACCGAGCGGGCGAAGGGCGCAAACAAGAGACCAGCAUCGGACGCCGGCGUGAAAAACGUGAUUAAUCUUAUUAAUAACCGGUACAACAACGGUAGAACUUAUUGAAUUACGACAGCUAUCGAUAUUGAUUGAUUUUCUCUGGAGAAACGUCGGAGAUGUUGAUAAACAAAGCUCUCGAAUGGAAGAAGUUGUGAAAGACAACACAUAAUUGAUUAAGAUAUCCGAAAGUUCCGAUAAAGCGCUGGACGCUCUCUCGCUCCAUCGGUAACCGAAGAAGGCGUGCGCCAAGUGAGUGAAGUAUCCAAGCAACGAAAAGUGUCAAAAGCCGACGGCCUCCUGAUUGAGUCUGUGUUGAAGAAAAAGUGCGAAGGGCCUUAAUCGAUUGACAAGUGAGACAAUCCGGGGUUGCGGUCAGUGAGGUGUGAACAAGUGAAUAGACAACGGCCAAGUGUUUGUGCGGUCAGUGAAGCUUCUGCGGUGGACGAAUAGGUCAAGAACAUUCACUUGACGGUUGUGUGACAGAACGGGAAGCGCGCGGAAAAGCAAGAACAAUCGUCCAUAGCCCGCUGCUGACAUCGAAAGCCCCACCUUGGAUCGCCAUCAGCAUCAUCCACCCUGUCUCCACAAUAGGACAUCGAAAUGGCCGCUGUAAAUUCGGUUCAGAACGGGCUCCGGCUGCCCCUGGCUGGGCUAGCACCGCCCCGGGUGCUGAUGUGCAGCGCCUCGAUGGGUGCCGAGGGUUCCGUCACCCUACAGCUGCGGGAAGCCGUCCAGGCGCCGGACGCCGGAUCAUCGCUGGAGCACGGUGGUCUCACAAUCGGCUAUCCGGAUCCGGAGAUGCUGGCCGAUAUGCUCGGUUCGUUUCAGAGUGCUUCGGCCGGGCUGGGCUCGGAACAGUCGUCGUCGGGAGUCGGCGGCAGUGCGAUGGCGUUUGAUCUCAUUCAGGACAGCAGCAGCAGUAACUGUAGCAACAGCCGGCAGUCCGGGCUGGACCCGACGACCGUCGAGCAGCACUGUCUGGCUAGUGCGCUGCUGGCCAAAGCUUCGGCGUCACCCACCGGAAGUAGUAGCAGUAGUAGUAGUAGUGGCGGAGGCGGUAGUAAUAAUAAUGGUGGCUUGACGCUUGGCGGGAUCAAAAGUGAGAUCGUUUCCAAAUCGGACAAACCGAAUGGCUGCAUUCCGUCUGCGGUCUCGUUAGUGACGGGAUCCAGCUCACCGAGCAGUAGCAACGGUAGCAGCAGUAGCAGCAUCAGUAGUAGCAGCUCCACCUCCAGCAGCAGUAGUAGUAAUUUUCCUAAAUCCACCUCAGCCGCCAUUGCAGCAAUGGCGGUUUCCAGUGCCAACAGCAGCAACAGUACAACCAACGGCGUCGGAGCUGGUGGUGGAGGAGGCCCCGUGGGUCACAGCACCCGAAGUGAUAGCACCAGCAGUUGCAGCAGCAGUAGUAGUAGCGGAAGCGGCAGCAGUGGUAGUGGGUCCUCCUCGACGGCCGCCGCCACCAUUACCAUCAACGGGUUACCGACGGUGGUGAAAAAACCGCGGCCCAAAACCGCGUCUCCAACGCGACACGGACCCCAGCAGUGCCAGGUUUGCAGCAAAGUGUUCGGGAAUGCUUCCGCCCUGGCCAAGCACAAGCUGACGCAUAGCGACGAACGGAAAUAUGUCUGUGGAAUGUGCUCGAAGGCGUUCAAACGGCAGGACCAUCUAAACGGCCACAUGCUGACGCAUCGGAACAAAAAGCCAUACGAGUGCAAAGCGGAAGGUUGCGGAAAAUCGUACUGUGAUGCCCGGUCGCUGCGGAGGCACACCGAGAACCAUCACAGCGUUGGCGGAGGAAUGGGAUUGUCCGGUUCGACGACGCCAUCGCCCAGCCCGGGACCUGUGUUGACUGUUACGACGACGGCCUCGCCGACGUCUUCCUCUUCCGGGGCGCUGACGGCCAUUUCGUCCAGUUGCAGCAACGGUGGCAGCACUACGGGUCCACUCAGUGGACUCAGCCUGUCGCCGGCGACCGCAAGUGGUGACGCCAGCUCCCCGCACGGAGCCACCUGCAGCAUUCAGUUCACCUCCUCGAGCAGCAGUUCCACCACCACCUCGUCCAGCAGCUACAACGGCAUCAGCACCAGCACCAGCCUCCAAGCCGGCGGCAACAGUACAACAAGCUCUAGCAAUUCCACCGGCGCCCAAACGGGAAGCAUCUCGGUCACCUUCAAUGGGCUCGGGACCGGAAGUGGCAACAGCAGUGGCAGCGAAUCCGGCGGCAGCAGCAGUUCCAAGUCCCCCUCGCCAAGUUCACCCGCAGGAAACGGAAACGAAGGGCUGACGCGGCAGCAGCUGGAUCUGAUCACGCAAAUCAUGCAGCAAACGAAGCAAGCUAAUGCGGCAGCAGCGGCUGCAGCUGCUGCGGGUCAGAAGGUACCGCCCCGACCGCGCACUUGGAACAUGCAGCUUCAACUGAGUCAGACAAAGGUAACGAAUUCUGUUGUUGCUGGAUCGGCAUCCCCUUCCAACAGUAGUAAUGGCAGUUCGUCGAACAAUACGGCAACCGUAGCUCAGUCCGCAGAUGGUAGUGGAACUGCUUCCGGUUCUGCAGGUCAGUCGCCAAACUCCACUCAAUCCCUGACCAAAACGGACCAGAAACCGGUCGAGUGUAACCUGUGUCAUCGCAAAUUCAAAAACAUCCCGGCCCUCAAUGGGCAUAUGCGCCUCCACGGGGGCUACUUCAAGAAAGACUCCGAAACGAAGAAAUGUGAUAAGAAAGAACACACUGGACCGCCUCUGCAGACGGCCAGUGUUGGCGUACGGGCACUGAUCGAGGAAAAGAUCAUCAAUAAGCGCAGCAAGGAUUUGAAGAAUCUGUUGUUGAAGGGUUCGUUCGUGGUGCCGGCACCGCCUCUGACCGCUCGACGACUUCUGGAAGCGAGCGAAGCACUCCUCUCUCCAAAACCCGGCACGGUUGCCAUCGUGUCAACGCAGAAUGGGACAACGCAGAUCAUCAACCCGAAGGCGACCAUCAUGACAACUGGCGGUUCAACUGCCGUCAACUGUACUACCACCGAAGUGAAGGAUGCCACACUCAUAGAACUGCUUAAACGUGGCACCAAGGUGGCUGUGAAACGUACCUGUUCCGAAUCUGGUCAAUUAGCAAUCACAACGCAGACUACGCCGUCUCAACAACAACUGACCACGGCAACUCGGACCGUAGUUCUACCGGCAAACCUGAACAGCGCUCCGUCCACUACAGGCGUUACGCCAUCCCUAGCGCUGUCCAUUGCUGGUUCAACGACGGCCGAUCACUCACCGAUCGUCGGAACAGCUUCCGGAGCUGGCUCCGACACUUCUCCUCUCUCACUCACAAUAUCACAAGCGCCUUCCGGCAGUGCAGACGUGUUCACUCUAGCCUACUCUACCGAUGCCACCGGUGCCGCUGCCUUCUUUAGUGAUAAUGACGUGUAUAGUGUUAGCGAUACGACCAUGCUAUUGCAGGCCGUCGACUCUAUUCAACUGCUCCAGGAUUCUUCCUCCACCGAGCAGCUGGAAGAAAUAGCUUCCCUCUCCGAUUACACCACCAUCAACGAGCAGAGCUUCACACCUUCGAGGCAACUCCAGGCCGUUCUGGACUCACCAUUACCGGAAAGUCUAGCCGAAUUCAGCGCUCUCCAUUCCAAAGACUUUGUUCUCUACGGUGGAAAUACCUCUACCGCGGCCGUGAUCAACUGUGACCAACCCAACAGUCAGGCUUCCAACUCACCUCUUCCAUCUCCACUCGCCUAUCCAACGCCUCCUGCUUCACACGAACCUGUUGCCCAAGCAUCUCCCUUCCUAGACGACUCCCGCCACUUCUCCGAUGCCAGCUCUUUCUUCGAUGACAAAAGAACCACUUCUUCAACGAACUUUCUCGAUGAUGGCUUCUUCAAGUCGGAUGGUAAAGACGUCAAACUUAGCGAUGAGAAAAUCCUCGCCCUCAAAAACGAACUGCUGGACGAAAACCACGAUCUCUUCCGCAGCAACAAGAACAUUCUGGACGAUCACUGUCACGAACUGUUCAAAAGCGAAGACAGUUUCUUUGUCGAAGAGUCCACAACUGUCAAGCAGUCUGACUCGUCUUCGCCAUCUGCAGCAACCACAGAAGAAGUUGAUUCCGCCUCUAAAAUCAAUCUGGACUUCCUGGAUGAGGCGCAGGCUUUCAUCAACGAGAGCAGAAAUGCUUCCUCUCCCCUCUCGAAUGCAUUUUUCUCCGGUACGAUGUCCAGCGCCGAAGAGGUCAAGGAAGCUCUGGAGGAAGUCCUCCCAACCGAUGAAGAUGUGGUCAUCGCCGAAGCAGACAUCGAUCUCUACUACCUUAACGGACUGUCAUCGCUACAGUCCCAGAUGAUGCCCAACUCGGACGAUCCCUUGCUGUCUUCCUCCCCGAAGGACUUCGCCCAUCGCCAGCACCAGAAGUUCCUUUUCGAGCAACAGCAGCUGAACCAAUCAACGCAGCAACAGCAUUCAUCAAGCAGCACCUUCUCACCACCGAGUGCCAAAAAGCUGAAAACCGAAGCGGACGCCUUCCAGUCGACUCCGCCCACCACAACAGCUAGUGAUACAAACAAAAUUCCACUAACCGUACAAACCGAGCAGAUUCCAAAAGACAGCCAACAGCCCGGUGAUUCCGUAUUUCUCAGCCCCAGCAGCAUCUCGUCAACGAGCAGCACUGGCAGCACCAGCAGCUCUCCAAAGCUUCAGCACGCUCUGCUACGGAAGCGAUCGCCCUCGAUACUGCCGACCGUUCCCAUCCGCAAGGCACCCAUCUACCACUCCAAGCUACGAAAGUCCACCACCUCUGCAUUUCCCGUUACGCACUACACUCCGCAACCGAUGCUGAACCCGGUGCGCACCGCUUCAGGCCUUUACUCUACGAUAGCAUCCACCUUGGCCAACCAAUCAGGUUCAUCAUCCGACUCAACCGUUGAUGACACCUCGGACAUUUUCAGCGAACCGCCUCUCCCGAUCCGGCCACGUAUCAACCUCGGCAACGACUACCAAGCUAACAUUCCGGAGUGUUCCCACCCUAGCUACCACCAUCUCAACCAACAUCCGGACAUUCAGUACUGGGACCCGCUCGUAUCCCAAAACGAGCAGCAAAUCACUCGCUUCGUUGAGCUGGCUCGAUCAUCGGCCGUCCCGCUGGGAUGUCACUCGGAAGAGAACGCUCUCAAAUCGCUGCUAGAAGCUCAAGGUGAGGUUCACAUAGCCGUGCUGAACCUCCUGCAAACCCCACCUGCCGGAAUCCAUCGACGGUGGACCCCCGGCGAAAUGGAGCAGUUCAUCCGAGGGCUCGAACUCUACGGAAAGGACUUCUGUCGGAUAGCCAGCGAGUUGCUGCCCGGCAAGGCAACCGCCGAUUGCGUCCAGCUGUACUAUUUCUGGAAGAAGCUCUGCGUUGACUACAAAACCACCCACCUACUGCAGCACGGCGAUAACUCGAUGAAGUUCAUCAACGUGAACGCCUACCCGGCGGACGACCUGCUGCUGGACCACAUCGGCUACACUAGCAACUCGGUCAAACCCAGUAGUCACGGUCAGCAGUCCUCUCACUUGUCGACCGGUAGCGACGUGCGGCCGCACGUCUGCGAAGUUCCCGACUGUUCAGCGAGCUUCUCGUCGAAGGCCGCCCUGCACGGUCACAUCCGAAUACACUGCAUUGGGCGAUCUGCGGCGCACCUGAACGGCGCCUUGCAAAAUGGGUAUUUAAUAAGGUAAAAAGCCGCAGCGCCCACAUGAAGUCGCACAGACCGCAGGACGCAAGUGACCAGUUGCAACACCAACUGCAACUUCACCAACAACAGUUGCAACAACAACAACAACAGCAGCACCAACAACAACAAACGUGCUCUACGUAAACAAAAGCCCAGUUGACAGCUGUCACCGUCGCUGCCUGACGUGGCGGCCGUGGAACUGUUCCAACGAAAUCCAAGCGAUAAAAAGACAUUUUUCAGAGACAAUCUUCAAUCAGUAUAUGUUUACAAGUGAAACACACUCACAAACCGAAAGCCACCUCGAAAUUAGUAAUCGUAAAACAAAACAAAACAAAAAACAAACACAAACCUGAGCAAAUCACUGAAACGGAGGUUGUUAAAACAUAAACAAAUGCAAAUAAAUUCGUCAAAGAUCCCACAGAACAAAAAAAAAGUAGAACAUUAACUGAAACUGAUUACAUUCAUACACGGCUACUAUGUUGCCCAGUGCAAAUUGUCAAAUUAUCAUCAGCAUAAAAUUAUAUAUAUACAAAACUUCAUGAACAUGAUGAAGCAUGUUCGAUCACACGCAUACAUUGAAGUACGAACUUCCAGUUUAAAAUUAUACAUUAAAGUAUCUAUUUGACAGUGUAAAAGCUCUCCAUAUAGGACAUACGUUUAGACUUAAGAAGAGAAAACUGUUUUUGUAAACUUUUUGUUGUUGAUCUUUCUACACUUUAACAGAGAAAAAAAAAACAAAAUGAAUCUAGAACAUAAUCCAACGAGUAAAUAUGAGAAUUGUUAUUACCGGAACACAAAAAAAAUAAGGGAAAAAGUAUCUCGUAAUCUUUUAAACGGAACUAUUUCUUAGCCAACGUAAGAGGGUGCAAAAAUCAAAAACUGAAACAACAGAAAAAACCGUGGGCGUGGCUUUUUUCGUAGUGUAAACAAGAGUCAUUUUUAAAAAUCAGAAUUGGUCCGAAGCAAGAGCCCCCACCCUCCUUCCCUGUAAUCGAACUGUUUCUCUUUUUCACGCACACUCACACGCGCAAACAUAAAAUCACUCACUCACUUUUUGACAGUAGAUCGUUACUAUCGCAACUUUUACCAACCGAAACCAUAAGAGAAGAAAACGGAAAAGCAACUCUAGAUGACUUUAAAUCUUUCCAGUAUUAUAUAGAGAAAAUUGUCAAACAAACAACUGUCAGACAGAAACCGUUUCUUCGGAGUAGGCAAUCGUUCCUUCCUUUGACACUUUCUCACUCUUUCUCAACAAAGCAAACCCACUCUCAAAGUAGAAUAGUUGAAAGCAAGUUUAAUAACCCACACUCUCUCUCUCAAAUUAAAUGAGUAUAAAGCGAGGAGAGACAGUAAGAAACAUGGUUGUACCUAGAAACUAAGUGUUGAUCGAUGUCCUAAUUCUAAUAAACAAUAUUAUUACCGUAAGAAGUACCCACUCCAUGCACAGAGAUAGCGACAAUGAGGAGGAAAAUCUUGAAAGAGCAAAAGAGGCUUAACUAUGCCGGUGUAAAUCGAUAUUUAUUAUAUAUUUAUUAAAACACUAUAAGUAACACGAGAAACAGCGCUCAGUUAUUUUAAGUAAUCGUAACGCGCUCGUCACCCAAACCUCUUUUCUUCAACUCUAAAUGACGCGUCUAUAGUUUAGUGUCACCAAAAAUGAAGGAUGAAAAAGCGAACAAAAUCGGCUCAAAAUGGCGCCGAAACGUCAAAACCGGAAAACGAUGCUCAAACGAUGGCAAUAACUCGCACACUCAGCUCGCGGUCAGUUAGCCACAAAUAUCUGUUGAAGAAUGUACUUAACCUUAAAUGCUCUAAUGUUACUUUUUUCUCUAUCGAAUUAUCUCUCUCGAAUCUACCAAACGGACAAACGAAGCGCCAAAAAAAACGAAUCGAAACACCGAUUAUCAGAGUGUAUGUGUGUGCGUGUAAUCGCACUAGCUUUUCUAUUGAUUGUGAUAUUAGUUUUUGUGGAAACGAAGAGUGAAAUAGGAACGAUAAAUUGGAUAAAAGCGAAA